UUGAACAAGCCGAGUGCCUUCAUCGCCACCAGCAGCAGCAGCAUCCCUGUGCACCCUCCUCAUCAAUAUGCGCUUCGGCUCCUGAAUGUAAGAGCCUCUUCAUCUUGCACAGUCAGAGACGGGCAAAGAAAAGCGGAGCCAGUAUUCAUGUCGGGGGAGGUGAUGUCAGCCCAUAUUUCAUAUCUGACUCUAUCAACUGCGAGCUGCUGACUUUUUUUUUAUCCAACCCCUUCUCCACUUCAAGCGACUUUCUCCUGUUUUGUUUUUUUGGAGAGGGGGCAAUCAAUGGAUUUACUCUGAUUUGCGCGUCCGUGUCGACUGUUUGACUGAGGGGCUGUUUUUGCUGUUGUUGUGCUUGUAAACAACGAGGGGGGGAAAAAAGAGAGAGGAAAGAUAGAAAACAGUAAGAAGGGGUGAUGUUUGCUUUGCGCAAGGUUCGCCAAUUUCGCGUCUUUUCCGCGCUGGUUGUCGGUUCGAUUGUUUGCUGCGCGAAAAGCGUAAAUGAACCGGGCAACAUGUCUUUCGUGAAGGAGACGGUGGAUAAACUACUGAAGGGAUACGACAUCCGACUGAGGCCGGACUUUGGAGGAGCCCCUGUUGCAGUCGGGAUGAGCAUAGACGUGGCGAGCAUAGACAUGGUGUCAGAAGUCAACAUGGACUACACGUUGACCAUGUAUUUCCAACAGUACUGGAGGGACAAGCGUCUAGCCUACAUAGGAAUCCCCCUCAACUUGACCCUGGAUAACAGGGUAGCCGACCAACUCUGGGUCCCCGACACCUACUUCCUCAACGACAAGAAGUCUUUCGUCCACGGAGUCACCGUCAAGAACCGAAUGAUCCGCCUGCAUCCAGAUGGAACCGUUCUCUACGGCCUGAGGAUAACUACAACAGCAGCAUGUAUGAUGGAUCUCCGGAGGUAUCCCCUGGACGAACAGAACUGCACUCUGGAGAUAGAGAGCUAUGGCUACACCACAGACGACAUCGAGUUCUACUGGAAAGGAGGCGAGUCGGCUGUAACGGGGGUGACACGGAUCGAGUUGCCACAGUUCUCAAUCGUUGAUUACAAGUUGGUGUCCAGAAACGUAGUCUUUUCCACAGGUGCCUACCCUCGACUGUCUCUGAGCUUCAAGCUAAAGAGGAACAUCGGCUACUUCAUCCUGCAGACGUACAUGCCAUCGAUCCUGAUUACCAUCCUCUCCUGGGUCUCCUUUUGGAUAAACUACGAUGCGUCAGCAGCCAGAGUGGCACUAGGGAUCACCACGGUGCUGACAAUGACCACUAUCAACACCCACUUGAGGGAGACAUUGCCCAAGAUCCCAUACGUCAAGGCCAUCGACAUGUACCUGAUGGGCUGUUUCGUCAUGGUCUUCCUGGCCCUGCUCGAGUACGCCUUCGUCAACUACAUCUUCUUCGGGAGGGGCCCUCAGAUGCAAAAGAAGCUGGCGGAGAAGGCGGAGAAAGCCAACAACGAGAGGGCAGCCAAGUAUGACGCCGCAAGGGAGGCAGGUAGUAGGACCGCAUCCCUAAAACGGUCCAAUCAGGUUAAAGGUCUUCGCCACUCACACUCGGCGGAACCGCAUGGCCAUGGUAACAUCCUGCUAACCACCCUGGAGAUCCAUAACGAAGUGGCAGGUGGAGAGAUCACCACCAGCGUGGCAGACAUUAGGAACUCUCAAUCCAUGGUGCAGUUGGACAGUACAGCCUCGACGCAUAUCCAGUACCGCAAGCAGAGUGGUGGGAUUGGCCCGCGCUCCGCCAGCCGUCACUCCCUGGACCGGUCCGCCCAGAUGAAACGCAGCCGUCUGAGGAGGCGGUCCUCACAGCUCAAAAUCAAAAUCCCCGACCUGACAGAUGUGAACGCCAUCGACCGCUGGUCAAGAAUCAUCUUCCCUUCCGUUUUCUCACUGUUCAACCUCGUCUAUUGGCUCUACUAUGUCUGAUUGGACUGUUUUGUUGAGAUGUUUGUUGUUUGUUUGAUUACUUUUUCAUUUUGUUCCGUUUUCUUCCUUUUUUUUCUGUUGCUUUUAUACAUGAUGGAAUCUGCUGAGUUAAAGACUGCUACUCUCAAAAGUUGACUGAGAAAAGACUAUUCAGUUUUGGAGUUCUCGUCAAAAUUCUUUUUAUAUUUGCAGUCUUUGAAUCCUUAGUACCAAGGUCUUUUUAUUUUCUAAAGUAUGUACUGUAAUUGGGACUUGUGACAGUCAUUUCCCAACAUUUGCCCUCUCAGUAAUGUGUAAAUAGAGCGAUACAAAGCCAGCAAUUGAAUAAAUAAUACAGUAUUUGCAAAAAAACGAACAGAAGCAGUUAACACAAGGAUUUUUCUAAUCUAAAAAAAACAAAUAAGAAAACUUUAUACUAUACAGGUGGUCAGAGAAGUGCAGGCAAUUCCUGAAAGUCCACUAAACAGACUAAUGUAUGUUUUACUGGUACCCUAUGCACUAUUAAUGCAUGUAAUGAUCAGCCAUAGUGAAAAAAUGACAACUCCUUUUUUGCCUUGGGUUAUGUCACAACUUUACAGAGGUUUUUGCUUA
Molecule: messenger RNA, 2531 nt
Organism: Larimichthys crocea (large yellow croaker)
Lineage: Eukaryota; Metazoa; Chordata; Actinopteri; Sciaenidae
Product: gamma-aminobutyric acid receptor subunit beta-3
Exons: 10
Coding region: 417-1940 (507 amino acids)
Biological process (GO): monoatomic ion transmembrane transport
Cellular component (GO): membrane
Molecular function (GO): extracellular ligand-gated monoatomic ion channel activity; GABA-A receptor activity
Source: RefSeq, a predicted model, not a curated record